AUUAGGGGUGGAGUCAUGGCUCCAAGCCCCGGCUCCAGUUGGCUGCUCCAGCCAACACUCUUUUGGUGCCUAGCUCCCAUCCCCAGUCGGUCGCUGCUACUGCCUGCCUGCUCUCUGCCUACUGCCGACCUGAGAGAAGAGCUCCUCAUGGCUCAACCACCCGUUGUUCUGGCCCGGUGCCCAAGCGCCCUCGGGCCUUUAGAUUCAGCUCAGAUUGAGCAGCUCAUUCACAAGAGCCAAGAAGCCAAGGAGUUUGCCUACUGUCCCUACAGUAACUUUCCAGUGGGGGCAGCCCUCCUGACUCUGGACGGGAAGAUUUUUUCAGGAUGCAACGUAGAAAAUGCUUCCUACCCAGUAGGCAACUGUGCGGAACGCACUGCCAUUCAAAAGGCCGUCUCAGAAGGAUACAAAGAGUUCCGGGCCAUUGCUGUUACAAGUAAUGUGAAGGAUGACUUUAUCGCACCAUGUGGAGCCUGUAGACAAGUGAUGAGAGAGUUUGGAAAACAUUGGUAUGUCUACUUGACAAAAGCAGAUGGUACAUAUCAAGUCAAGAUGGUCGACGAACUACUGCCUGAAUCGUUUGGACCAGAUGACCUGCUGAAGAACUAGUGAACCGUGAUGAUGGAACUGUCCAACAGAGAACCUUUUCAACCACCUGGGAGAAGAUUCGCUCUCAGUACUGUCCAGUAGGAUCAUCCCCAGAACAUUAUUGAUCAACCCCAGUGCUGACUAGGUCCUAAGCAUUGGCUACCUCUGCAUUUCCUGUUCAGUCGAGGGAAUCUCUUUGCUAUUUCUAUUUCAAGUGCCUUGAACAUGCUAUAUGGUAAUAGUGGAAAGAAUACUAGCCUGGGAGUCAAGACACCUGUGUUAUAUUCCCAGCUCUGCCUUUAACUUCUUAUGUGACCUUACAGUAGUCAAUUCAACCUCUCCAGGCCUGUUUCCUUUUCUGUCAAAUCAGAAUGUUGGUCUGAAUCAGGGGUUCUUAAUCUUGUUUAUGUCCUGGACCCCUU
Molecule: messenger RNA, 1010 nt
Organism: Vombatus ursinus (common wombat)
Lineage: Eukaryota; Metazoa; Chordata; Mammalia; Diprotodontia; Vombatidae
Gene: CDA
Product: cytidine deaminase
Exons: 4
Coding region: 16-609 (197 amino acids)
Cellular component (GO): cytosol
Molecular function (GO): zinc ion binding; cytidine deaminase activity
Source: RefSeq, a predicted model, not a curated record